AUGACUCAUUAUUAUGUCAUAUGUAUACACGAGCAUCUGAUCCGGAGUCGCUUGAUACGUGCUGAAUUUCACAUGAUCGUUCGUCCGGUCCGUGUUCUCCAAGCUGCGAGGAUGAUCUCCACGCUUGUUGGGCAGAGUGGUCGCGAGUACAACCUCCAAAAAGUGCUCCAACGGCACCCUAAGAAGCCUGAACUUAGCGUCUGCCUUGCGCUCUGUGACAAGACGCCCUACGUCGUGAAGCCUGUCUCAGAGUCCAUCUUGGAGCAUCUGCAAGAGUUUCGAGCCGAGUUUGAAAGUCAUCCCCGUCUUCGCAUUCAUGUUGACAAGAUCGAAAAAGAGAGCAUUCUUGUUUACGAAUACUUCAAAACUGAUUUGCUCGCAUUGGUAGAGAAUUACCCUCCUCUUCCGUUGACAGCGAGGAAGAAGAUAUUGAAGGGGAUUGGAAACACACUUGCUGAAAUGCAUGAGAAGAAUUGGAUCCACCUAGACCUGAAACCGGACAAUAUCUUCCUGAAUUGGUACGUGGACUCGAACGACGAAUUUCAUCUAGAAAAGGUAGUCUUGGGCGACAUGGACUGCGCGUUAAAAUUAAAGGGCGAGAAACUACUGAACUACAAGAUUGGAAACGUCAUGUGGCGUAGUCCGGAAGGACAACUAGGAAGAGGCGUAGGAAAGCCUUCUGAAGUCUUCUCCUUUGCUCUCUUAUGUCUCUACGUCAUUACGGGGGUGCAGUCAUUGCACUUCAACUUCGCAGAGCUUGACACUGAGCCUGAGGUAGUAGUUUUGUUAAAACUACUUUCGACCUUUGGCCCGCUACCAGAUGCACUUACAAAGCAUGUCGAUGAUGCGAAGGCUGGUGAGCUUCUCACCAAUUUAUGGCAAACAGUGAAGGAGAAUGACGUAAAUGGACAUUUCGCGGAUUGGACAGAGGAUGUGUUUCCUAACCUCACGGACGAAGUAAAGAGGUUAAUCUUAAGGAUGACUAAUCUCGAUCCAGCUAAGAGAGCAACGAUGUCAGAGAUUGUCAAGGAUAGUUAUUGGGUCGAAGAUGAGAAGUCUUAA
Messenger RNA from Plenodomus lingam JN3, 1062 nucleotides. The record is from RefSeq and is a predicted model, not a curated record. Lineage: Eukaryota; Fungi; Ascomycota; Dothideomycetes; Pleosporales; Leptosphaeriaceae.